AUGCCGGUAGUUCUCGACGACGAGAUGCUCAUUCCCCCCUCGAUGCGCCGCCCAAAGCACUACAUCGAGCGCGAGCGCCUAAUCGAAAUCUCGAGCAACCAGUCCUCAUCCGUAAUCGACCUGCCCCCACAUCGUGUAGAAUACGAGCGGCCACGGUCCCCGCUGGUAAUCCACCAAGACCACAUCAUCCAGCUUCCUCCGCAGGAGGUAGAGCUCAUCCGCGAACGGGAAUACGUGAUAGAGCCGGCGGGCGGUAUGCAGCAUGGCGGCGUUAGGCGGUAUUAUCGCCGCAGCGGCGGACACAGCGAGAUGGCUUUCGAGCGGGAGAGAGAGCGGAGGGGCAGGGCGAGGAGCGUGGGGUAUGACGACUACGACUACGAUUCGUAUUGCUCGUCGUGUGAUGGGGAGGAAUAUUACCACGAGGAUGGAUCUGCAUAUGGAUCGAGACGUGGCGGUCAUCCCGAGUCACACGCCGGAUCGCACGUCGGAUCACAUGCGGGCUCGUCACACUCAUCACACCCUGUCCGACACAUCGUUGAAGGCGGAGCCGUAGCUCUCGGAGCACAACAGCUCUACCGCCGUCAUCGUCGCUCGGGAUCGGCCUCAUCCUCGGACAGUGAAAGCCGUGCCAGCCGGGGAGGACACCACCGUAUCCGCCGGGUUGCUGAGGCCGGCGCUGGAACGAUAGGUGCCCAGAGAUUGUACGAGCACCACCGGGAGCACCAACAAGAACAUAUGCGACAUCCCGGACACCCCGGACACCCAGACGACGACCCCAACCGUCGUGUUCGUCACCUUGCCCAAGCCGGUCUGGGAAUCGCCGCUGCGGGGGCUGCAAAGGAACUUUACGACCACCGCAGACGACGGGCCCGCUCUCGUUCGGCGAGCUCAUCCGACGGCGAGGGUGGUGCUAGAUCACACAUGGGCCGCCACGUCGCCGCAGCGGCACUUGGCGCCACGGCCGCAGGACUAACAGCACACAAGUACGCUGAGCGUCGCCGCCGCGGAUCCGUCUCUUCCGAUUAUGACUCGGACGAUGGACGUAGCACGCACCGCGGGCGUAAAGUCGCUGCCGGAGUGGGUGCCGCCACGGCCGCCGGCAUCGCAGCCAAAGUGAUACACGACCGCCGCCGCCGCGGCUCGCGCUCCCGCUCUUCAUCGGCCUCCUCCACAACUUCAGCCGGCGGCCACCACCGGGUGCGUAACGCGGCCAUGGGCCUCGGCGCAGCAGCGCACAGAGCCCGCUCCCAAUCUCGCCCGGGAAUCCUCCGUCGCCGCCGCUCCUCAUCCACCUCCUCUACUUCCUCCACCGAAAGCAGUUCCCACAAGCUCCGCAACGCAGCUCUUGGCGCCGGCGCACACCAAAAACGCAAGGAGGAGCGGCGCGCACGGUCAGCCGACGGCGCAAACCGCCGGCGCCAUCGCCGCGAGCAGGGCGAACAUCGCCCCCAUCGCGAGCGUAGACACCACGACGAUGAGUCGAGUGUGCGCUCUGGCUCCAGCGCGACGGGUACCCGCAGCAGACGCGGCAGUGGCGUCGGCGGCAUGUUGCGCCAAGCUAUCUCCGGUGGCGGACCCUCGAAUGAUCGUCGCGAGGGCGGAGGCGAUUAUAGGAAUGUUGUCGCGCAGGAGGUGGCGUAUAGAGUUGGCGAGGCCGCGGCGGAGGGGCUCAGGAGGGCGUCGUCCAGGCCUAGGCAGUAGAUUUGAUGUGGUUUACGAUUUUUCUUAUACCACCAUGGUGGAGGCGAUAAUGUUGGGUCUCGCUAAAUAUUGAUGUUUACUUUACUUUUCUUUUCUUUUCUUUGUGGAUGCGGGGCAUUUGAGGAUGUUUUUUUCUUCUUUGAUUGAUUGAUAUAUCCAUACUACUCUACUUGGUACGAUGAUGUUUGUAACGGCUUACGAUGGGAAUAAAUCGUUGUGCUUUUUUGUUACUGAAGAGGAUUGGUCGUGGUGGUCGUGGUCGUGAUCGUGAUCGUGGUCUUGUCUGAUCAUACUCGUAUUCAGUCUAUCUUAGACUGUAGCAGUCCGUUCAUACACAGUUCGGAUCACUUGCUCAUUGUGGAAACACUGACUCCCCCACACUCCCCGACUAUGUAGGCGUGACCGGGCAGGGAAAGCCACAUCGGGCCGCCUGACGAAAGUUGGGUUGGCCAAGUAAGGGUCCUCAAGGUGUUG
Messenger RNA from Tricharina praecox, 2175 nucleotides. RefSeq lists its product as uncharacterized. Bases 1 to 1701 code for a protein of 566 amino acids. Lineage: Eukaryota; Fungi; Ascomycota; Pezizomycetes; Pezizales; Pyronemataceae. The transcript is spliced from 3 exons. The record is from RefSeq and is a predicted model, not a curated record.